AUGCCCGCCCCCGGCGCUCAGCACAACACCGUCGCCAACCCUUUCGAGGAGGCAAAGCCACGCGUUUCCGAGUACACUGCUGCCGAGAUCGCCACCUUGCAGUCGCGCCUCGAGAAGCAGCUCGGCCCGGAGUACAUCUCGGCACGCAGCGGCCCCUCGGGCCAGAAGGUCCACUACAUCGCCGCCGAGAAGUGCAUUGCCCUGGCAAACGAGGUCUUCGGCUUCAACGGCUGGUCAUCCAGCAUCCAGAACAUCCAGGUCGACUUUGUCGACGAGAACCCCCAGACCCUCAAGAUCUCCCUCGGCCUGUCCGUCAUCAUCCGUGUCACCCUGCGCGACGGCACCUAUCACGAAGACAUUGGCUACGGCCACAUCGAGAACUGCAAGGGCAAGGCCGCCGCCUUUGAGAAGGCCAAGAAGGAAGGCACCACGGAUGCCCUGAAGAGGGCCUUGAGGAACUUUGGCAAUGUCUUGGGCAACUGCAUCUACGACAAGGACUACCUGCAGAAGGUGACCAAGAUCAAGGUCGCCCCCACAAGGUUCGACGAGAUCAACCUGCACCGCCAUUCCGACUAUGCUCCCAAGGAGCCCGAGGUCAAGGUGGAGGCCAGGGCCGCGGCCGCCAAGAACGCGGCGCCUUCUCUCGUGCCGAAUGAUACUACCGACCCUCUAGAUGAUGACUUUGGCGAUUUUGACAUGGCAGACUUUGGCGUGACUGAAGAUGGCCACCCCGACGAGGUGGCCUUGCCAGCUUCACAUGGCGUAGCAAGACCCCAGCCCGAGAAGCCGCAGGCCCUGCCCUCUGCCCGUCCAAGUGACUCCAGUAAACCCUCAACCAGCAGUGUGCCUGGUCCCUCCAAGCAGAUGCAACCUCCUGCCAGAGCGCCCAUGACCAGGAGUGGCUCGGGUGCCCAACCGCCUCCCAGGCACCCGCCCCAGACACCCAACCAGGCCACCAGCACCCGGCCAACAGCGCCGAACCAGGGCCGUCCUACACCCGCUCAGGUCUCGGCAGCGCAGCAGGCAGCGGCCAGCAACAACAACACCAGUACGCCGCCUCCAGCGAACGGGAACGGGGAGGUUCCUGCUGGGCCCGUCGCUUUCUUCUCUGCUCGCUCGGUGAGAUCACUGCCCGAGAACGCCCCGCCCGGAGCACCCAUUCUCCCACAGAACGGUGGCAAGCUUUUCGACCCCAAGCUGGACAGCCCCUCGAUUCGAAAGACGCCGGGCAUUGAUCAUGGGAGCACAAAACCUGUAAGCAGGGAAGGGCGACAUGUCGAACCCAUCAAGCGCGACGAGGACGCAGCCCCGCAAAGCAGCGGCACUCCUACUGCACUUGGCCGACCCAGCUUGGGCAAUGUGGUCAAUCCAUCGCAGAAUCAGAUGCGGCAGAUUGGCGCACCCGGCGGCAACCGGGGCCAGUAUCGGCCGCUAACCGUCAAGCGGCCCGCACCUGGAGGAGGAGACGCGCCGGCCCGUCCGCCACUAAAUGAGGUUUCAUCCAACGGGAACGUUGGCGCCGCAGCAACUGUUGCAGAUGCCAAACGCCAGAAGACGGGUUGA
Neoarthrinium moseri is the source of this 1563-nucleotide messenger RNA. RefSeq lists its product as uncharacterized. Lineage: Eukaryota; Fungi; Ascomycota; Sordariomycetes; Amphisphaeriales; Apiosporaceae. The record is from RefSeq and is a predicted model, not a curated record. Gene Ontology annotation, cellular component: nucleus. The transcript has 3 exons. Gene Ontology annotation, biological process: double-strand break repair via single-strand annealing; double-strand break repair via homologous recombination; DNA recombinase assembly. Bases 1 to 1563 code for a protein of 520 amino acids.